Trachemys scripta elegans is the source of this 1440-nucleotide messenger RNA. Its product is annotated as butyrophilin subfamily 2 member A1-like. Gene Ontology annotation, molecular function: signaling receptor binding. The transcript is spliced from 9 exons. Gene Ontology annotation, biological process: regulation of cytokine production; T cell receptor signaling pathway. Gene Ontology annotation, cellular component: external side of plasma membrane. The coding region runs from base 323 to 1381 and encodes 352 amino acids. The record is from RefSeq and is a predicted model, not a curated record. NCBI's taxonomy places the organism in Eukaryota, Metazoa, Chordata, Testudines, Emydidae.
GAAUCCAGUCACAGUCACGUUCCAGCCUCGAUCCUUCUUUCACUUUUGAAGCUGGUGGAUGUGCCAAGAGGGGACGGGGCUUUCAUUCAAUAUAAAAUGCAUUAACUGAAUGAAAAGCUCAGGGGCAGGCUGGAGUUAACCCCUGCGGCUCCCUGGCCCCUGCAGCAGGAUGGAUGUCACAGCCUGGGAAAGGGAACCAGUCACUGGGAGCAGGAGCUCUGCCUAGAGGGAAUGGCUCUGGGUGCUAGUGAAGCAGGGAGCCCCCCGGAGAGACUGGAACGGCUCAGAAACGACUCCAGAGGACACCGCAGACCAAGCUACGAUGAUGGGGAAGGUUCCCUCAUUCUCCCCCGGCUCCACAGUGAGCUCCGCUCUGCCCAGCUACGUCGCUCUCUGCCUCACUCUACAGGUUCACAGGCUGGUGUCAGCACAAUUCACAGUGACUGGACCUAACCAUCCAGUCAUUGCCUCCCUAGGUGGGGAGGCCGUCCUGUCCUGCCACCUCUCCCCCAGGAUGAGCGCUGAGAACAUGGAGGUGAGAUGGUUCCGAUCCAAGUACUCUGAAGUCGUGCACCUGUACCAUGGUGGGCGGGAUCGGUAUGGAGAGCAGAUGCCGGAAUAUGGAGGGCGAACUGAACUCUUGAAAGACGACAUCACCAAUGGGAGAGUUUCUCUGAGAAUACGCGAUAUCCGACCCUCCGACGAUGGGUACUACACGUGUUAUUUUGACUCCAGUGUCUCUUAUGAAGAAGCUAUAUUGGAACUGCAGGUGGCAGGUUUGGGCUCUGAUCCUGACAUCUCAGUGGAGGGACAUCAGGAUGGAGGGAUCCGGGUUGUGUGUCGAUCAUCCAGAUGGUACCCAGAGCCCGAGGUUCAGUGGAGAGAUCUCCAGGGGAAGACGUUACCAUCAGCCUCUAAAGAAAUAACCCCAGAGGCCGAUGACCUGUUUCAAACAGAGAUUGCCAUUGUUGUAACAGAAGAGUCUAACGAGAAACUGUCCUGCUGUGUCAGGAACCUCCAACUCAACCAGAAGAGAGAGUCAGCAAUUUCAAUAGCAGAGCUGUUUUUCCCAAGGGUCAAUCCCUCGAAAGUGGCUCUCUGGGUGAUCCUGUCUCUCCUGACUGUUCUCAUGGCCCUGGCCGGUUACUGCUUCUGGAGGCGACACAGAGCAACAGAGAUUCUGCGAUCUGAGAUGGAGAGCGAGAAAGAGACCCUGCUGUCUGAACAGGAACGAGAGAAAGAGACCCUGCAAGCUGCGAUGAAGAGGCAGAAAGGGGAAUACGAGGCAGUGAAAGGUAUGUGUGUUUUUACUAGUUUUGAUUAUGCUUUAAAUUGGAAAAGGAACACUCAGAGCCGUGUGUUCAAAGAAAUGGUAGUGUAAAAAAUUAAUGUGUUACCGUUACAGGUAAUGUACAUGACAAUGGGAAAUCCAGAUAUUAC